This is a messenger RNA of Chaetomium fimeti, 1087 nucleotides long. RefSeq lists its product as uncharacterized. Gene Ontology annotation, cellular component: nucleus; pre-snoRNP complex. Bases 93 to 902 code for a protein of 269 amino acids. The record is from RefSeq and is a predicted model, not a curated record. The transcript is spliced from 2 exons. NCBI's taxonomy places the organism in Eukaryota, Fungi, Ascomycota, Sordariomycetes, Sordariales, Chaetomiaceae. Gene Ontology annotation, biological process: box C/D snoRNP assembly; maturation of LSU-rRNA from tricistronic rRNA transcript (SSU-rRNA, 5.8S rRNA, LSU-rRNA); snoRNA localization.
AAGAAUUCAACAUCGCGCACUCUUGCGCUAGGCAAAACAAAACACUUGAACCACCUUUGCCCAGGUCACGAUUAAUCAACCGCAAGCGUCCAAUGAGUCUAGGCCAGGACGGCGCCAACGGUAUCGGCGGCAUGCCGACCGCAGAGAACGGUAGCCCUCCGCAGCAGUCGACAAUGCUCGGUGUUGUUUCACCCGAACGGACCGCGCCGCGCGCAGCAGAUCCUGUCGCAAAUCCGGGCUCGGGCUCGGAUGCUGAGCCGCCAUCCCCGCCGAGGAAGCCAGAGCCCAAGCUUUGCGGCGUAUGCGGCGCACAACCGGGCAAGUACAAGUGUCCUCGGUGCUCCAUGCCAUACUGCUCGGUCGCCUGCAACAAGCAGCACAAGGAAAACCACCCGCCCGACGCGCCGAAACCCGAACCUGAACCUAUCGCCCAACCCCAGCCAGAUCCCGCGCAGGACGAUCCUUACAGCAUCCUCCUCGAGCACCGCGACGCGUUCAAGCACCUCCUCACCAGAUACCCUUCUCUCGCGACCGAGCUCGUCCGCAUCCAAGAGACGACCCUCCCUCCCGCCGACAACCCCAACUCUCCAUACGGCGUGGGCGCCGCCACAGCAAAUACGGGCCGGCAUAGGCAGCAUGCUGGGGGCAGGGAACAAUUCAACUCGGGUCGCAACAGACAACAACAGCCGUGGACGAAGGAUGUCGGCCUGCGCAAGGGCGCUGAGGCGCUGCGCAAGGCGAGGACGGACCCCACCGAUACGGGCGACGGGGUCCGCGAGUUUUGCGACCUGGUGAAGUUUCUGCUGAAUAAGAAGAGGGAGGGGAUUGACAGGGUUAGGGAGGAAGUGGCGGCGGAGGAGGCUAAGUGUAUCGAGCGGUUGUUGAGGGAGGAGGGCGGCUGAUUUUUCUGGGUCUGGAUGGUUGGUUAGGGUUGUUUUGAUAUUGUAAGAUUGGGAUGGUUCGCAUAGGGGGGUUCGGUCCUUUUUUUUCUCUUUAGACGGGCGGCGCAAGAUAUGAGCAUAUGACCAAGACCGAGAAGCGGACGGCAUGUGGAAUGGCCAUCUCACAAGGAAUAACCCCCCCCCCC